Messenger RNA from Dioscorea cayenensis subsp. rotundata (Guinea yam), 879 nucleotides. RefSeq names its product protein spotted leaf 11-like. Gene Ontology annotation, cellular component: nucleus; cytoplasm. The record is from RefSeq and is a predicted model, not a curated record. Lineage: Eukaryota; Viridiplantae; Streptophyta; Magnoliopsida; Dioscoreales; Dioscoreaceae. The coding region runs from base 1 to 879 and encodes 292 amino acids. The transcript has a single exon.
AUGUCAUUGCCUUCUAAUGAAUCCAUCACUGAAUGCCUGGCACAGGCUAAAUCAAGCUCAGUAGAAGCUCAAGAAAGAGCUCUCAAGUUCCUCUCCUCCCUCACCAAAAUCAGCACCCAAAACAGGAACCUCUUAGCUCACACUCAUGGAGCCAUUCCCAUCAUCCUCUCCUUCUUUUCAUCCUCCUCUGACUGCCUUCAAACACUCUCCCUUUCCAUCCUCUUAAACCUCUCCUUAAACCCCAACCUCAAAAGUACUUUAGCCACAACCACCACCAUUCACCAACUCAACUCCAUCAUCCUCUCUUCAUCCUCCUCCCAUUCCAGCAAGCUUGCUGCCACUCUGGUUUGCAGCCUUGCCAUGCUAGACAAAAACAAGGCAGUCUUCGGCAUUGCCGGAACAAUCCAAGUCAUUGUCAAAGCUCUGAGCAAUGCUGGCCACCAUGCAGCUCACCACCUUCUGAGUUCCCUCUUUGAGCUUUCUCAGUUUCAUGGCAACCGCACUCUGGCUAUCUGGGCAGGAGCUAUUCCUGCUCUUGUUGGGAUUCUUGAAGGUCCUGAUGAGGACCUCUCUGGGUCAUGUCUCUCAGUUUUAAGUCUCUUUUCAAGGUAUGAUGGAGGGAUGCAAGAGAUUCAAAGUGUUGAUGGUGUUGUGGAGUUGUUAGUUGAUGCACUGGCUAGAAGAUGCAUGGUGAGCAAAGAAAAUGCAGCUGAUAUACUUGUGAGGUUGUUUGAAGAUGAUGAGGAUUGCAUGAAAAAAGCCAUUCUGAAACAUGACUUCUCCUCCUUGACUGCUGACUUAUCCAUCAGAGGCUCUGCUAAGGCUAGAGAGAAGGCUACUCUUCUCAUGAAGAUGAUCAUGGAGUUUAAUCUGGAUUAA